AUGCCGACCAACGAAUCAGAGCGAAGCGUCGGCGCGUGGGUGAGGCGCUGGUGGCGCGCCCUGCUGGCGGAGUUGGUGGCCACGGCGCUGCUGGUGCUGCUCGGCAUCGCGGCCAUGCUGCCGGUGGGCGGCGAGGCGCGGCCCCUCUCGCACCCGGCGCUCACCUUCGGCUUCAUCGUGGUGGCGAACGUGGAGAUCUUCGGGCCGGUGUCCGGGGCGCACAUGAACCCGGCGCUGACGCUGGCCGCGCUGGCGGCGCGCCGGCUGCCGGCGGCGGCGGCGGCGGCCGCGUACGCGCUGGCCCAGCUGGCCGGCGCGCUGCUCGGCUUCGGCGCGCUGCUGGCGCUGGCGCCGGCGGCCGCCACCAGCGGCGCCACGCACCCCGCGCCCGGCCUCAGCCUGGCGGCCGCGCUGGCCCUCGAGGCGACGCUCACCGGCACGCUGGCCAUGCUGGCGUGCGCGGUGUGGGCGGCGCACGACCAGCAGCGGCCCGACCGCGCCGUCUCGCUCAAGUUCGGCCUCGCCUUGGCCGGCCUCAUAUACGCGGGGGGACCCUUCACGGGUGCCAGUCUCAACCCGGCGCGCAGCUUUGCACCGGCGCUGUUCCAGGGCAUGACAGCAGACCAUUGGGUGUACUGGGUGGGGCCUCUGGGCGGGGCGCUGGUGGGCGCGCUGGUGCACCGCGCGCUGCUGGCGCCGCGCCCGGAGACGCGCGCCUCGCGCGACGCGCUGCCGCUCGCCGACAAGCGCGAGCCC
This is a messenger RNA of Iphiclides podalirius (scarce swallowtail), 756 nucleotides long. Lineage: Eukaryota; Metazoa; Arthropoda; Insecta; Lepidoptera; Papilionidae. The record is from the annotation of a GenBank genome assembly.